AUGUCGUGUAGAUCAACCACAGAGGCGGAGGCGAGCCCUAAUAUUAAUAAAAAGGUUUCACAUAUUUUGGAAAAUCAACCUGAUGCUCGAAUUACAUUGACAAGAGAUACCUAUACAAAGAAAUUCAUUGGAGAUUCAACAAUAUCUUUUGAAACGGAGGUUGGAAUUGUGAUGCGGAGCUUUUGUCAAAUGGAAUUCCAUACAUGGGAGAAAGUAGCAAAAGAAAAUAAAGAAGAAAUGAUUAACAGAUUACAUGAAAAUUUUGAAUUACCGCACGAAGAUAAAGUUCUGAUGGAGUAUUUAGAUGAACAAAUGCGGAGGCAAUGGAAACGCACACAAAAUAUUUUCAAAGAUUAUUGGAAGAAAAAUAGAGGAAUGACAGAUCCACAAUUAGCAAGAUCUAAAAUGAAGCCAAAUUGUCGUAGCGAAGAAGAUUGGGGUUAUUUGUGCAAUUAG
This is a messenger RNA of Lactuca virosa, 456 nucleotides long. The record is from the annotation of a GenBank genome assembly. NCBI's taxonomy places the organism in Eukaryota, Viridiplantae, Streptophyta, Magnoliopsida, Asterales, Asteraceae.